CACGGCUCACAACUCAUCUCCGACGACGCCCCAGCAAAUGCUGUCCAGACAUGCACAUCCCUCUCUUCGCCACCUCAGCUGACGUCAGGCCACUCUUAAUAGCGAGGUCUGCUGUUGAUGCGAUACGAGACACUCCCCAGGCGGCAUCGCUCUCGCAGGAGCUCGACAGCAACGCAGCGUCUUAUAUCCGCGUUUCGGCCAUCUCCAUCGCGGCCUACGAUUACCUGGUGACCUUGCCUGCCGAGUGGAGGUUCUACAAAGGCCAGAAACUGCUGAGACUGAGUCCUGGUUGCAUUUUGUUCAUUUUGAUACGCUAUCUGAGUGUCACUGUGUUGACGGUUGGCAGCGUCGGUUACUUUGGCGAAUUUUCUGAGGAGGAGUGUCAGAGGUAUUUCCUAGUGGGCCCGAUAUUCAAAGUCUUGCAGACGAUUGUCUCGCAGAUUAUCUUGGGAUUGAGAACAGUUAAUAUUGCUCGGCGGUCAACAUGGGUGACAUGGACACUGCUUGUACUGUUUACUUGCGUAUCAGCUGCGGAAUUCCUCACGAAUCUUUUUCAUCGGGACUAUGUCCAAAAUACUUCCCACAAUUGUACCGGGGGAGAGCACUCAAAAUACCUAUCGACGUGGGUUUACUACGUCUUGGCGAUGUUCUAUGAUGUCGUCACUCUUGGGAUAUCGACAUUUUAUUUAAUACGUUAUACUGAGCCAUCUGGGAGACUAUCUGAGCUCGUGAGACUGAUGCUAUAUGAUGGGAUUGGGUAUUUCGUCGUGUUGACGGGUGUGAACAUCUUCAAUCUGCUGCUGUUCAGGACAACCGAUGAGCUCACCCAGGCUUCAGGUACGUGUCUUGGUGAAGCCGUCACGUGGAUCAUGAGCCAAAGGAUGCUCAUUCAUCUACGAGAUGCCGCCGCAGAGCGCCGUCGUGUCACACACAACAUAUCGUGCCGUAUACGUUCCGGCCGCUCGAUCUCGUACGCGAUGCGCUCACAGAGAGAGUCAGAACCGAAGGACGGACACCGGAUCGAUGAAGGCCUUGCGAUCACGAAUGCCGCAGAGGACGGGCACGCGAGCACGGUCGCCGAACUUGCGGAUGUUGAGCUCAAUGUGCAUGUGGAGGUCGAGCACAGCGUGAUAGUGGAGUGCGAUGCACAUGGUGACGGCGUCGGAGCGGAGGGUACUUGUGUCCAUACCCGUCGUUCUAGGACGACAUGGGUGGAAGGCGGGAAGGCGCCAUCGAGCACGUUGGGGACGCUCGGAUGCUGACCGUAGAAAAAGGCUCAGCGUGAUAGAAUACGUAGCCGACUUAACAUCAUGCGUUACCUAUUAUUUGCGCGAUUUUCAUCCCCGUGUCUUUGUUCUUGUUGUGUAUGCUUUCCUGUUUCUCUUUGCUCCAUACAACUUAGAACGCAUCUCCGCUUGACCAUUAGAGGCGAGCACAUUUCUCUG
This is a messenger RNA of Laetiporus sulphureus 93-53, 1445 nucleotides long. RefSeq lists its product as uncharacterized. The transcript has 16 exons. The coding region runs from base 51 to 1262 and encodes 403 amino acids. NCBI's taxonomy places the organism in Eukaryota, Fungi, Basidiomycota, Agaricomycetes, Polyporales, Laetiporaceae. The record is from RefSeq and is a predicted model, not a curated record.